Messenger RNA from Blastomyces gilchristii SLH14081, 5489 nucleotides. RefSeq names its product PH domain-containing protein. Gene Ontology annotation, biological process: ascospore-type prospore membrane formation; protein localization to prospore membrane. The transcript is spliced from 3 exons. The record is from RefSeq and is a predicted model, not a curated record. NCBI's taxonomy places the organism in Eukaryota, Fungi, Ascomycota, Eurotiomycetes, Onygenales, Ajellomycetaceae. The coding region runs from base 181 to 3465 and encodes 1094 amino acids. Gene Ontology annotation, cellular component: prospore membrane.
CCCAGACCAUCUUCAAUAACGAGCCGCCGAUUUACCACUGCACAGAGCUCCUGACACAGUACUCAGUGGCUAGUUACUUUAUCGAUGUUUUACUUCCUAUCCCUCUUUACUUACAAUCAGCCCUUGCUGUAACAUCUCUAAGACGCACCUAGGUUCUAGUUAAACCCGCAAGAUGGCGAGAUGAGCACUUCUCCGGACCGCACCCAGCGCCCCCAAGCGAGUGCAGAGACUGAAAUCGAGGCCGAAAUCGACGAAGGCAAUUUUGGUUUGAGUCCCGAUUCAUACACAGCCCAGAAAUUGCAACAUGCCUCUCCAGAACAUCUUCACACCACCACUCGACGGACGUUUAUUGGCCCUAUACCUCGAAGUUGGCUACAGUCUCAUCGUAAAUCGUGGUAUAAAAAAUGGUUUGGGCUGAAGGACUACUCGUCCCGGCAGGCUACCUUCUCCGAAGACACUUCUUUCAAUAUAAACACGCGCCAAUUGACAGGAUUUAUUAAAGCUCCAAAUGAACGAAUUUAUAAACCAAGUUUCCCUCAACCUAAAGACGUGGAUGAAAGCCAGGGACCGGUAAAGACUAUACCCGUAGCGCCUAUUGAUACUUCCCAAGAGGAGCCUGCGACGGCGGACCAACAGUCGAGCCACGCUGAAAGUGGACACCAUGGCGACUUGGAUCAAAUGGCGAAUCCGUCGGAUCAACCAAGUCCAGCCAUGAGAAAGUCCUCGACGGAUCUUGCGACUGUGGAGGAGUAUUUUACACCAAGUGAGUCGCUGGGGGUGAGGAGCAGGCCCGGGUCUUUUGAGUCAGUGGACCACCAAAUUCGGCAUCGGGGAUCUUCGAAUUCAAACCAGGACGUUCCUCGUCGACAUACCCGGGACUAUAGUUCGAUGCCAAACCCACUAGAUGAACCAUUACAACUAGCAGCAACCCACGAGAGCACAUCUAGAACGGAUGAAACCGAAUCUACCGCAUCUUUAAUACCCCAUAAACGGCAAGCCUCAGCAAAACUAAUAUCCAAGGAGUCCUCAAGUCUCCUUCAAGCAGAAGUAUCCCGUGCUGAAACUGCUGCAGCUGGGGAGGGGUACCCCAAUCAGCCUCCAACGGACCAGGCAUUAUUGAGUACUGUUUCCUCGGGAAUGGUUCGAUUCCAACAAGAUGGUUCAACUGGGGUAAAUAUGCAACCACGGAAACGACGGACUCGCCAGAGAGCAAAAGGCCGACAUCGCAGAUUACUUCCAGGUCGCGAUGGUGAAAUCAUUAGAGCAGAGCGGAUGCUAGUCCGAAUUGACACCACAAAAAUGCAGUCACUUCCAAAUGAUUUUAGUGAAAACAACAGUAUUAAAAUAGAAACCCGAAUUGCCGAAAAGUGGAGGGAAUAUCUCGUUGUGUGUCGUCAAGGAACUGAUGAGGAGACUCCUAUCACUCUUCAUCUCUACAAAACCAGAGUGAUCCCCCAGGUUCAAGUUUCACAGGUGAAGAAAAGUUCAACCCGCGAUAUUCCUCUUACUCUGGGAUUUACGAAGGUUAAUCUGUUUUCCUCCCUGGAUAAAACCAUUGUUAUUUGGCACCCUGAUCAUGAAGGAUCUGUUUUGUUUAUUAUGCGAGCAAAAUCAUGGACCCAUUCAAUGGAAUGGUACACAUUUCUUCGUACGACGCUUGGAUGGCAACGUCCCACAGACCUUAUAGUUCGUGUUCCCGACCUCGAUAUUGCUGUGCUUCUCAAGCACCCUUUUUCUCACCUACAGAAUUAUCCCACUCCAGCAGACCAAGACGACAAUGAGGAAUGCUCGACACUUCUCAAAACAAUGGCCGAGGAACGGGCCGUUGCAGCUGGCAUAGUUAAAACCUGUAUGAGUACGUUAUCGGAAUGCCCAGAAUGGGCCUCUAUACUAAAAGUAUGGCCGGGUUCCGAGAAAAUGGGUUUGGCCUGGCGAAGGUAUGACAGGCUAGAGUGGGUUCAUGGCGCCAAUGAGGAACGAAUGUAUGGAACAAUAGCGAUGAGGACCUCCCAUGAGCUCGAACUACGACCAAAGCGCCAUUAUCCGACGACUAUAAAGCACGCUGGGGAGGAAGAAGUAACUGAGGAACCCCCUCCAGUUGAAGGAUUCCUCAUAUUGCUUACUUCACAAAAAGGCAAACGCCAACGACUAGGAAAGGCGUAUUCUCGGCGGUUAUACUUCAACGUUCAUGACCAGUAUCUAUGUUUUUGUCGACCAGCGAGAGCUAUCCCUCCCCCUCUGCCACGGCCAACAACGAUUGUGGGAUCUGAUAUCCCAACUGCGUCUCAACUUUCCAAGGAUACUCCCAUUAUCUAUUCUAUCAAUCCAUAUCCCCUGCAGGAUGGGGCAAUCUCGUGGCUUUCUAGAGUAGCGCAGAACAAGCGAGAACAACAUGAUGCUGAAGCCUACCGUGAAAACAGAAGAAACCUAGAAAAUCUCGAAAGAGCUGAAGGUUAUUUUAAUCUCUGCCAGGUGUCAAAAGUCCAAGUUGCAAAUAAACAUUAUUUUCCCGAAGAAUCACAUGUCAAUGGGGGCGAUGUUGAUUUCCAUGAAGAAGCGAGAGAUAGUACAGCACGAGGUGGGCCAGGAAACGAUCAUCAAUCCCAAGCCAACAGGUCAUUUGAGCUAGUGAUGAGUGGGGGACUUGUUGUAAAGUUUCGGGCCUACAAUAUGCAAACAAGAGAUGAGUGGGUUCAGCGGCUCUCGAACCUUGUUCGAUACUGGACUGCGCGAAGGCGGGAAGAUGUAGGUAUUAUGAAAUCAAUUCGGCGGCAAAACCUUGAACAACUAAAUAUAACUGAAGACCAAGAGUUCAUGUUUGAACAAUUUGCAUCUGCUUGGGAGGUAUCUAAAGCACAGACAUCCCCAGAGCUGUUCAAUAUUUGUGGGAUGUCGGGUUGUCGAGCCGUUAGGAUGUCUGGCACGCUAUAUUGCAAGCCCCGACGACGGUCAACAUUUACUGCCUGCGAUGUGAUCCUCACUGAAGGCCAACUUCUUACCUUCCAGAGCCUUAUUCGUAAACUCUCCGGCGAAGAGACACCACAUACCCAUCACGAACGUGAAUGGGUACUAGAUCUCCACGACUGCUAUAUAUACAGUGGUCUAAUAACGGACUCUGAUCUUCUUUACCAAAACCAUACCAUCGAUACCAACUUACCAAGUCAGCAUGCUUCGCCUCGUUUGUAUCUCAAUGACGGAUGGACAUCGUCUGAUGAAGAUGUAGCAACGUGCUUCGUGCUUUGGCAAAAUGCACGGAAGACCGUGUUUCGCAGUCAGGAGGAACGAGAGGAUGGUGCGAGGGCGAGAAAAUGGAAGAGGGUAUCCACCUUGGGUGUCCCCGGUAGGUCCAUCGUGUUUAAGACGAGAAGUCGGGCUGAGCGAGAUAUGUGGGUGUUGGCCAUUGAAACGGAGAUUGACCGGCUGCAGCAGUUGGAGGACCUUCGAAUUGUCCCUAAAGACCAAUGAUCCGUUCUCAAUCCAUCGUGUUUCUGUUUCUUCAGGGUUCCCUGUAUCCGGCUGGUUCAUGAGGGCAAUUGUACAGUAUAUUUUUGGUUCUCUUUGUGUCCCGUUCUUUUAAUAGCGAAUGCAUCGCAGGGGAAUAGUUCAGCUUUUGUUUUUUCUUCUUAAGGAGGUGCAUGUUCAGAAAGAUUCUGUUCAUUUCAUAAUUCCUUUCUCCCCUAUAUGAUAAUUACCAGACAACUAACUGCAUGGGUUAUAUAUAUAAACCGUGCAGGGGCUGGCUCGAUGUGCCAAUUCUAUCAUUACAUCUCCAAUGAGGAAUAUCUAUAAGCCACCAAAAUCUUGAUGCCAAAUGCAAGCCCCAACUUCAUGCAUAGUAGAGAGCCGUCCAGAUACUCUCUUUCUCAUAACAACAACAUAUAUAUACAGAUAAAUGGUAUAAUAUACAAUAUACAGUAACCAAACUGAAAAAGCUUUGAGAAUUCCAGCCAUUACUAUGCGCCAAUAUACGGCUUCUCAACCUUAACCGCAUCCUCCUCAACCCUCGAUCUCUUCGCAGCUGGCUCUCCUCCCUCUCUUGCCCAAUCGUCCCACUUCAACAACCUCAUCCGCGGCCACAGCACACACAUUACCCGUCCUGAUAUUAAGCUCAUCGAUACAGGCCCGUACGUAUUACUGUCCAUAGUCUUCUUUGCGUCGGCUACAUCACCUUCCACCCAAACGUGAUUCCAGGGGACGAUUUGCGCGCUGCCGUCCGAUUGAUUGCGCGGUGUCACGCGGUCUCCUGCAAGAGCUAUUAUGCGUUUAACGGUGGUUUGGGAGGGGUUGAGGUGGGAGCUGUUUUGGUUCGUUGGCACAUUUAAUUAUAAAUUUACAUGAAUGACAAAAUAUAUUUGUUUACAUUCAAAAUACUCACGGGAACGUAACAACCAUCCCCCUCCUAAGAUUCUUCGCCGGUUCCCACUUUUUUACUAAUAUCAUGUCCUUGACAAGAUGUGUCUCGCCAUACCCCUCGUUCAAGCAGGGUGUCAUUGACGGGCCACUCACCCACAUCACCUGCACGAGGUGGUCUGAGAGAAGAACAAGGCCGCCCAUUGCGAGUAAGCUGUAGCCUCCAAAGCGGAGAGCGGCCCUGCGGAAUCUGGGUGAGCGGAAGAAGCUGGACGAAGAUGAAGCUGUGGCUGAUGCCGACGGGAUUUCUGAAGAUGAAGCGAAGGAUUUCCCAUUAUUAGAGGAGUGAGACGGAGCGGCUUUGUGGGAUAACCGUUCAAUGAUUUUCGUAUACUCUGCGGCUUCCAAUUUGCGGUUUACGAGGUUGGUCUUUACGUGCGUUUCUGCUGAAGGGGCGUCGUAUGUAGGGUGAGGAGUGGUGGAGGCGGUAGAAGGGGAAGGGGUAGGCGGUGCUGACUCUUUGUGUGGCUUUAUAAUUGUGCCUUUGCGAGCCGGAGGGGGUUUAACUGGAGCAGGGCCCUGUUUGGGGAGCAUGGCUACUAGAGACGCCCGCCGGGGGAGAUCACAGACGACCGGUGUUCCUUUCCUGCUUCCUCAGUUCAUGGGUUGGGUUAUUGGAGAAGUCAGCAGCCAAUUGAAGAGGGUUAGUUAGACAGUAUUUGAAGUUGAGGGGCGACCCCUUGAUCAUGCGCAAUGCGCCAACAUCGCGAUGCGUUUUCUGGCGGAGCAGGAAGUUGGGUUCCGCAAUGUUUGUUCUGUUUGUUUUGUUUGUUCUGUUGGAUCUGCUCCAAGCCAAACGACGUCGAUAGGGCUGAAGGGUCGAUCAGAUGACAUCACACAGCAGGACAAACAUAGCCAGCUACCUAGGUAAAGGUACGGAGUAUAAAGGGAGGGUGAUUGGAAUAAAUCCUCUAAAAAAGCAGCGCCCUUAAUUUUAGGCAUGGGAAGGGGGGAUACGCUACUUUUAACAGCGUCUUAUUUUAACAGCUCAUGAUGGUCGUUCCUAGUUACAGGGAAAUAAAGCCCUGCGGAUUAGAUUCUGAACAUGAAAAUAGAAGCACAAUAUCAACAUAUGAAAA